AUGCGCAAGCUCCUCAGCAAGCCGGCGGGCCUGUCGCAGCAGCACCAUGACGGCACAGCGAACUCGAAUUCAAACUCGAACUCGAACCUAACCUCGAAUGCGGGACACCACGAUGACGAGCACAUGCGAUCACAACAUAACCAGCACGGCCACCUUCGUGACCGACCGUCGACAUCACCCGUGCCGCUGCUCUAUCGCCCCAGCGGGCCCCAGGAGGCCGCGUUCCAGGCAGGCGUGCCAAUUGCGGCGCUGGACAAAUCACCCGACGGCCGUGCCGCCGUGCUGGCCGGCCGCCAUGUCCUGAAGACGGUGCGCAUCGAGCGUGGCGACAGCACCGACAGCCACGUCUCUAUUCGCGAAUCGUUUGAUCUGCGCACGCUGAUCACGGCGCAGGCGUCCCCGCGGGCCAACGCGACGGCGUCGGUCGCCGAGCAGCUGUCGAUCCGCGAUGUCAAAUGGGGCACGGGCCGCAACGACACGCACAUCUUCACCGCCUGUCUGCGCGGAAAGAUCUUCCAGUACGAUCUGUCGCAGCUGGGUGGCAGCAGCGGAAACGCCGGCGGCAGCAUUUCCUUCGUCCAGACGCAAGAGGACUCGCGGCAGAUCAACGCCCUCGACAUCAACCCCUACAAGGACGCAUACCUGCUGUCCGGCAGCCAGGACGGCAUGGUGCGCUGCUUCGACACGCGGGCCAUUGUGGCGUCGCGCCUCGGCCCCACGUUUCGCCCCAUGCAGGCCUUCAAGUGCAACGCCGACGUGCGCGCCGUGCAGUGGUCGCCCAAGCAGGGCUUCUACUUCGCCUGCUGCACCGAGCAGGGUGCCGUCAUGAAGUGGGACAUUCGCAAGCCAUCGGCGCCUGUCCUGCGCAUCACCGCGCACGAAAAGGCCUGCUCGUCGCUGUCGUGGCACCCGGACGGCGAGCAUCUGCUGACCGGCGGUGUCGACAAGGCGUGCCAUGUCUGGGACUUUUCCAACACGGCCGACAAGCGGCAGAAGCCCAAAUGGACGCUGCAUACGCCGGCAUCUGUUGCUGCUGCUGCGUGGCGUCCCGGCCAGUGGUCGGCGACGUGCCAAGGGCUGCGGGCCGCCCAGGUCGCCGUGUCCUACGACGUCAGCGGCCCCAAACGGCCGGGCAUCAAUGCCGCGCACGUCUGGGACCUGGCCCGUCCGACCAUACCCUACAAGACUGUCGAGCGCUUCGAGUGCUCGCCGUCGGCCUUGCUGUGGAAGGACCAGGAGUUCCUAUGGACCGCCGGCGAGGAUGGCCUGUUUUGCCAGAACGACAUGGCCUUUGCGCCGCGCGUCAUCGACCGCACGGCCGUCUCGACGCUCGCGUUCUCGUCCACUGGCGACGUGCUGACGUUUCUCGAUGAGCGACCGCUGCCGUCGCGACCGCGCGUGCUCGCGUCGGUUCACAAGGACUUGCCGUCCGCCACGGCUGCCGCGGCGGCGGCGGCUGCUCUGUCGUCGUCGCACGGCUCCGACCCGACCUCGCCCGCUCCUGCUCUCAGCAUCAGCCGCAGCGACUCUGAGGAUGAUGUCGUGCGUGGUUUCCUCAUGCCACGCCGCCGCAACCUGGGCCGCAAGCGGCGUGCCAGCUCCGUCCACCAUCUGGGCUCGACUCCGCCGUCGUCGGGUCACCCUGGCUCCGCCAACAGCAACAAUAGCCACAACAGUGGUCGAGAGGGUAGCAGCGGCAGCAACAGCAAUAAUAACAGCAAGACAAGCACCGGCAACAACAGCUUGACCGUCUCACUCGAAUACUCGCUGCGCGCCACUGGUGCGUUCCGGCCGCAGCAGAUUAUGGCCAUUGGCCACAUCCCCUCGGCCGCGCGCAAGGACGCCUACGGUUACCUCGCCAAAAUCUACUUGGAGACGCUGGAAGAGCGACUGCCCGCCUACGUGCGUCAUGGCACGGUUGUCCCACUGCCCGACCGCGUGGCGUCCAUUCUCGACACAUAUGCGCGCGCGGCCGAGAACGUCAGCCACUUCCGCCUGGCGCAGGUCUGGCGCAUCAUUGCGUUUGCCAUGGACCUGCUCUUCCGGAAACGCGCGCAGUACCACAAAGAGCGGCGGCUCGAGGGAGCCACCUACCACACGACUAGGUCGUCAGAAACACACCGUCAACACCAACAUCAACAUCACCACCACCACAACAGCAGUGACAACACGGACAAAAUCAAGAUUCGUGGCGAGCGGCUGCCCUCGGGCGACCCUUCUGGCAGCACACUCGAGUCCCUCUCAUCCUCCGACGACCAUGGCACGUCGACGCUCGUGCCGACAGCCAGCAACAGCCGCACACUGCCUGUCCGCUCGCUUCUCGCCGAAGAGAUUGAGAGCACCUCCAACAUGCCGACGCCCUUGGCGCGGCCAGUGUCCGGCCAGGCGUACCGGGGUGGCGGCGAUCACUAUCAGCCAGGCACUGACCAUCGGUCGGAAUCCGCAUCCGCUGCCGACGAAAACAGUGCCAGCAGCUACGACAGUGCGAGCAACGGGCUGCCAUCCGACAUUGAGAGCUUCAAUCUACCACCCGCUCGCUACCGAGACUACCUGACCAACCAGCCACGCCGGCGACACCUCGACUCCAUGCCCGUCUCGGAGACCAGCCACGACAGCGAAGUGUCACACAUAUCGAGCAUGGAGGGCUACGAUUUCUACGAUACAGAGGCCAUGGCCAGCGCCAUCGACGUACCCGGCGCCACAGCCCGGCCGCCGCCCACGAGUCGCCCGUCCAUCACGUCGCUCACAGAGCGCUCACCUGUGCGGCCGCCCGACUUUCACCGACAAGACUCGACCGACAGUGCAGGUGGCCGCAUCUUUGAAAUUUCGCAGGCUUCGGGGCCGGCACUCGACGAGAGAGACCUCAUGGGUGCCGGCGGCAGCAGUCUGGCCACGACGACCACCAGCACCUCUGAGGUCCGUGGCCGCAGUGGUCCUAGUGGCCAUGGCCAACAGAACGGCAAUGGACGCAGCGGACGUAGCGAUAACAACGCGCUGGCCGACGAGUCGUUGAGCCGUUCGCGCGGCCGACACGCCGAGAAGCCGAGACACGACAAAGACAAGGACGUGCUGGCGUCGUCGGCUGCCUCAUCAUCGCGACUAUUGCGCCUGAACAGGGCGCUGCUGUCGAUGGAGUUUGGCGGCAGCGGGUCCAACCCGACACUCUCCACGCCCGGCGUCACGCGCGACACAUACUACCGCACAAAUUCGCAAGAUACGGAGAGCAGCAGCAACUCGCUCCUGGGCCCACAGGUUCACCCGAAACAGCCGACAAAUUCGUUUACCAGCAAGCGGCCGACCCUGCGGCGCAGCGCCUCGUCGCGGCAAGACAAUAUGAGCGUCGCCACAUCCGACCUUCUCCCCAUGGCAUAUGCGGGCAAGGACGGUGAGGACGGCGAGGACGGCGAGGGCGGUGAGGAUAAAGGGGAUGCCGACGUCGACACCGACCGCCUCACCGACCGCGACUACCUCCCCUGGCCGCACGACCCUCCGUUCCCUUUUCCCACCAAGGACGGCAAGGCCAGUGGUUUUGACCGCAACGCUGCGCUCAACCCCUACGUCAUUGUCGAGCGCGCGCUGGCCUUUGAAGUGCGCACGUCUCCGCUGCACGCGUCCGCCAUCGUCUUGCUGCUCGGGCCGCUCGUACCCGACGACGUCAUCGAUCCCCUGCAGGCGCGUUCCAUUCUGCGCCAGCACCACGCCCGGCUCAUGGGCAUGAAGCUCUUUUUGGAGGCCGCCCUGCUGCGCAAUCUGUGCGUUCAAGGCUGGCCGUCGACGACGGGUGCUCCGACGAACAACAUUGAGCUGUCCAAAUGGGGCGUCCACGCCGACUUUGCGUCGAUCGUGGCCCCCGCCAAAAAGAAUGUCUCGGCCUCGUACAUUUGCGUCACCUGCAAGAAGCCCCGCGAAGUCGACCACAACAGCCCCGGCAGCGGAAGCGGCACCGAGUCGCUGUGGCGGUGCGACCGCUGCAAGACCGUCAUGGCGCCCUGUGCGGUGUGCGGCCACCGCGACGUGGCGGCAGUGGACAACCUCACGCGCAACAACAGCAGCGACGACAAGAGCAGGACGUCCUCCGGCGGCGCGCUUUCUACGUGGUGGUACUGUGUCGGCUGCAGCCACGGCGGUCACUUGUCGUGUCUCGAAGAGUGGCACGCGCAGGACGCACCGGCCGGCAGCCCCCGUCUCGGGUCGUUCCCACCGUUCCCCGACGCUGGCACGGGCACCGAGUUUUCAGACGGCUGCUGCCCGCUCGACGGGUGCGGCCAUGCGUGUCUCCCCGGCCAGUGGCGGACCGAGACAAUUGCGCAGCGGAGCGACGAGGUGGCGUCGCGGGCGGCACACCUGCUGCCGUCGGCGGUGGCGGGCAGCAGUACGCCCCAAACCGACAGGGAGCCGGACGAUGCUCCCACACCCGACUCGGGCCGGGUCCGCGCGGACGGCCACGAAGUCGGCCAAAGUCGGGCAGUCGACAUGGUGCGGGAGUCGCUGCGAGGGCCGGGCGGUGGAGGCAGUCGCUCCAGCGACACAGCUUCUGGCCGCACAAUCCUCAGCUCAAGCCCCGGCCGCAGCUCCGUCUUGGCCGGAAGCGGCGGCAGCGGUGCCAACUAUCCUUUGCCCAUUGAGCCACGCGAACGUGAACGGCGCAAGAGCGUCAAGUUUGCCGGGACAGACGACCGGACUGGGUGA
Molecule: messenger RNA, 4689 nt
Organism: Sporothrix schenckii 1099-18
Lineage: Eukaryota; Fungi; Ascomycota; Sordariomycetes; Ophiostomatales; Ophiostomataceae
Product: WD repeat protein
Exons: 1
Coding region: 1-4689 (1562 amino acids)
Biological process (GO): positive regulation of TOR signaling
Molecular function (GO): protein binding
Source: RefSeq, a predicted model, not a curated record